This is a messenger RNA of Ictidomys tridecemlineatus (thirteen-lined ground squirrel), 7516 nucleotides long. NCBI's taxonomy places the organism in Eukaryota, Metazoa, Chordata, Mammalia, Rodentia, Sciuridae. The record is from RefSeq and is a predicted model, not a curated record.
GGGCCCCUCACUAGCAUGGAGACCUGCUGCAUGCUGCAGGGCCCCUCACUAGCAUGGAGACCUGCUGCAUGCUGCAGGGCCCCUCACUAGCAUGGAGACCUACUGCCUGCUGCAGGGCCCCUCACUAGCAUGGAGACCUACUGCCUGCUGGGCACCGUGUGCAGCAGCUGUCCCCACCCAGUAGCCAGGUCCAGUCGGAGACAGGCUCUGGCCUGAGAGCUUGGGGUGCACCGUGGAACACAGCAGCCCCACAGGCCUCAUAUUUCAGAUGUGGAGAGGAUGUGGGAGGCUCUGUGGUGCACAGGUGAUUCAUGCAAUCGAGGACAAAAAGCAGAUGAAGGUAGAUCAAGGGCAUGCAGGCAGCAGCAGGCUGCCAUAUUGAAUCAGGAGGUGGAUCUGAGCAAAGCCUUUAGGAAGGUUGGGUCGGGCCACAUACUAGGGACGCUCGGCCUUGGCCAGCAGACCAACCUGCCAACAUCAGGACUGAGCUGCAACAAAGUCCAAGGAGCCACUCAGGAGAGAGUGGGCGGAGCACAUGGGACCUGGGAAGCAGGACAGGGUCCCUUGCCCAGGUCUGCGUGGCCAAAUGGCACCUACACAGAAGGGUUUUUGUGCUCUCAGCCGGCAUGCCCUCUGCAGCAGCUGCCAGAGGCUGGGGCCAGGCCCCUAAACCUGGGCCAUCCCCUCUCUCUGCCAAGGCAGACAAGGUAACCAACUGGGCAACCGGUUUGUCUGCUGUAUUGCUACAUUGUCUCAGUAGUGGCUUGAGGAAAUUUGAAGCAUCUUUAAACAGGCAAUUAAGUAUAGAAAGAGACACUCUGUAGCUUGAUGCUGAUCACCUCUGUCUUUAUCCUCCUCCAGAGAGACAGAGGUGUUCACCAAGCUGCCGGGCACAGCCACUGGUAGGGCAAGGCCACACAUGCCUCUGGAUCCUAACCAGAGGAGGAUUAUUCUUGCUAAGUACCCUGCCCUUGGUUACUGGGUAACAGUAUUCAGAGUAUUUUCAUGACCUUUGUCUCAUUGUUCUACUAAGGAAAACACCAUGGUGAGAAAGCCAGUCUGGCUCCCCAGGGCGGAGGGGCUGGGCAAGGGAGCAAUGCAAAAGAAAAGAAGAGGUGCUCAGGGCAGGAGUCCUGGGGUCUGUGCUGGAGAGGGAGCCAUGAGCCCAAGGCUCUUGUCUCCUCCAGAUCAGGGACCCUCCGCUCCUGCGGUAGUUGAUUGAAUAACAAACCUUUAGCUGGCACUCCCUUUUUGGUGGGCAUUGUAAAUACCUAUGGCACAGGGAUGCCUGCCCCACGACUACCUGAUGUCUGUGCGCCUUAUGGACAUUGCAUUCUUCUUGGAACAGCGUCUGGAGAGUCUUCCAAGAGCACAAACAUGCUGGACUCUUUCUGCUGACUUCCUCUGGGAAGGGUUCAUGGGUGCGCCCUCUGACACGGUACCUGGGAACCCUUUCCCCUGCACCCCAGGACACUGGGCUCAGGGAUUUUUAAAGUAUUGAUUUCAUGGGCUGCAGCAGUAAGAAGACAGCUUGUUGGAUUUCUUUGAGGAUUAGAGAAAUUGACCUUUUUCUCUAUUUUCACGAGGUGAUUGUCUUUGUCUCUUCCAUGAUGAAUUGCUCACCAUGGCUGCUCUUAAACAUUUUCUGUUCAGUAAAUGAAAACUGACAAUGACAAUAAUGACAAACAUGUAAAAAGUAUUUAGUGCCUGGAGUAGAGUAGAUGGAGGGAACAGGGGAGGGAGAAGGAGGGAAUCAGGAAGCCCCAGAGAAUGAAAAGGAAAAGAUUAAAUUUCAUGCAGGCAUCAAAACAAACUCAAAUAUUAUGUAUAUAUAUGAUACACUAAUGCAAGCAUAAAAAUACAAGUUUUGUUCAAUAGUAUCACGUAAAGUCUAUUUCCUAGAAGGAAGUAUUAUUAAAAAAAUAGUAGUGUCUGCUCAGCUUCACUUCCAAACACUGCACAUAUAUUAACUGAUUUAAUUUUCUUGACACUUUUGAAGUAAGCAUCAUUUUGCAGACAAGAAGAUUUUGAGGCCCAGAAGAACUGGUCAACUUGCCCCCCAUCACACAGCAAGAAACAGGGGAGCCAGCACUCAAACUCAGGGCAACUUUGCUUCUAACCAAUGCCCCCCGUAUAGUCUCCCAGGGGCUUGAGGGACAGGGGGCAAGAGUACUUCCUGUUUUAUGAUGAGUAAAGAAACUCCCUCAGCGGGGUUUCGCUUUCCUCCCCCUGAGAUCAGCACCUGUCCUGGCUGCAGCCCUUGAAGCUGAGAGGGUGGGGCUUGUGUGGCCACAACAGGGGUGUCCAUCUCUCAUCAGGGGGCCCCGUGACUUCCAGGCUGGGGUAAACUGUGAGCAACAGGAAGUAGCUUCAGUUGUGCCCCUGUGUAGCUGCCCGGCGACCGGGUAGCUGACCACAGAGGCAACCGCAUCAGGUGGCACGUCCUCACUGCCCAGGCAGCUGCCCACCCUGCCCAGGGCAGCAUUCUGUGAUGGGUCUGGAGCGGCCGGGAGGCCCACAGGGCAAAGGCUUGAUCCCCAGGGGUGCUGUGGAGAGCUGGUGGACGUUUCAGAGGGGAGGCCUAGUGGGGGGUCCUCAGGUCAUCAGCAGGGUGAUCUUGAAGGGGAAUGUGGGACCCUGGACCCUUCCUCUCUGCUCCUGUCCCCCUUUGGCUUCCUGGCCAGGAGGAAGCAGGGUUUUGUUCUGCCCUGUGCUCCUGGCCAUCGCCAUCUGGCUCCCCACCAAAGGCCUAAAGCAAUGGGUCCGCCCCAUGGGAGCCUGCAACCUCUGAACCAUGAUCCCAAAGGAAACUUUAUCUUCAUACACGGAAUGUCUCGGGCGUUUUGUUAGAGUGUGGCAAAGCUGACCCAUAAACGUACUUCCAGGACCAGCUGUCCAGGUCUGUCAGGAAUGCUGGAAAGUCCAGCCAUGGAGAGCCAUGGCCAUACCCUCUCAAGUUUCAGCAGGAAGAUUCAAGGAAGAAAAAGGAAAUUUGUUACAUUCUUAAAUACUCUUUGAGAUAACUGUUGAGUUUAAAAUAACCAGUAGAAGUAUUUUUUAUGUAAAGUACUUUAUAUAAAUAUAUGGAAUGAAUACACAACUCAGUCCUUGUCUUGAAUAUAUAGAAGAAACAUGACCCUAGUAGUUACUUUUUUGAAGCUUAUAACUGCUUAAUGCGGAACAGCUGUGUUAGUUAACUAAAGUAGCUGCCGAGUCCCUCCGAAUGAAUGUCAUAGCAAUGGCUAACUGAAGGUCACAAGCUCACUAGGACACUGGGGUCCUAGGAGACUGGGGUGCGAAGCAAGGGUCUGGGUAAAUUCAGACGCUGGUAAAAGCGCAGACAAGGCUCAGACCUGGGUCUAGGUCCCGCCAAGCCGGCUCUUUGCCUCGGACCUGCCCAGUGUGGAUGGGUGUUGCGAGGCUACUCUCGGUACAAGUGAGUAUCAGGCCGCGCGCUGCUGAAGGCGCUCCUCGGUGCCUCCUAAUUUUCAGGCAGCGGAGAGACAAUGGAGAGCAGGAGAGAUUCCAAAACCUCGAGGAACUUUCUUGAAGGAAGAAAUCUCAACAGCAGAGCACAAUGGAGCAAGGAGGAGCGUGCAGACCCUGAACCACGAACCACAGAGCUACUUACCAGGUGCUGCUGGAGAUAGCAGUGAAUGACCCGGGUGCCCUGAAGCCAGGGAGUGCCCAGCGCAGGGGCGAAGAGCGCAGGGUGGCAGGGCCGGCUCUGCUGUGACCACCGCUGAAGCGCAGAACCCGUGGUGAGUCCCUGCCCAGCCCGUGGGUACUGCCAGGUCCCACACAGUGUCCCCGGCUGGCCAGCCUGCGCCCGGAGCCACAGAGAGCCAUAGACUACGCGUGGGCGCCGCCUCGAGGUGGUGAGACAGGAGGUGGCCCGGGAGGCUGCUUCAGAGUGCGGUGCCAGCGGCCACCGAGCCCUCCCCAGGCCACCUGGACGCCACCUCGAGGCACCCCUUUACAGCAGCCCCGGGAGGCCAACGGGCCACCGUUUGGUACUUUGGGGGUUUUGUUUGUUUUGCAAAAAUGAAUCCGGGCAGAGAGCCGAUUGCUAUAGCCCUCCAAUUAUUUUGAAAAUGAUUCAAGAAAAAAGAAAUUUAUCACAUUUUGAAAUACUCUCCGAGAUCAUGUGAGAGUCUUUGGUGUUUUUUGUUUUGAUUUUGUCGUUAAAGUGACAAAGAGCAGUGCCAUUCAGACAUUUCUUUUCCGGGUUGUAACACCUGUCGUGUCCUUGGCCCUGUCCACCCCUCUCAGAUGGCAAAGGCACCCAGGGAGGUGGAUCUCUGGGGGUGGCCGGGGCGUGCCUGGCUCCCUGGUGACUCUGUGGGAGGCCUGUUAAAGCUUCCCCUGCCACUCCCACCCGGGACCUUCAUCACAGGCUUUUAAACUGGACCCACUUGGCAGUUUAAAAUCAGAGCCUACUUCAUUUCCUCACUGUGGUUCACAGGGGAAAUGCCCAUCCAAAGAAAGCUGCAUGUUUGAGGAGCAAGGGGAAGGGACAGAAAGUUCCAGAGAAGUUUCCGUUCCCACAGCUGCAGUGGCUCUCUCAGAACAUGGCCGCUGGCCUUCACCUCCACAGGAAGACCACCCUUCCUUCCUGCAGCAGCUGCCGGCUGAGCAGCUCUCACGAACAGGGGGUCCUGGAUCUUGAAAGAUCACACCACAAGACCAGCGAGCCGCAGCUCAGCGACUCCUGUUCCGCGCGCGGUGAAGAGGGACAGGAGGCCAGGCGCCGGACGUCCUCCGAGCAGCCGGUGCCUGGAGCUGUGCCUGUGACCCCGUGCAAAGUCGCGCCCCAGGCCGGGCGCCUGCGGUCCCCUCCGCGGGCCAGCGUCUACCUGAUUAUAGGGUUGCAGAAUGAACUGAUCAGAUGUGGAAUCUUGAAGAACAUGAGUGACCAUGAAGAGUUUUGGAAGCUGGUUCAAGAGGAAGGUCACGGAACAGAAAUCAAAGAAAAGCUCCAAAAGAUAAAAUUUAAAAUGUUGAAUGCCAGGCCUCAGGAUGCUCCUGGGAGAAGGGAAGCCAGGCCACUGGUGGACGCUGAUCGCCAGGACAGGCUUUGCCAGUGGAGACAGACCAGGGCCUCUACUCUGGGACAGGAACCCUGUCUGCCUAGAACCCAGGAAGAAUGUCAGCAACGACCUCUGAAGGGCCUUCUUUCUCAAGUGACCGAAUGGAGGAAAAGGUGUCAACAGCGAGAAGAUGCAGGAAGACUGGGAAGACGAGCCCCUGGACAGGGCAAGAGCAAGAUCGCUUGUAAAACAGGUGAGAAGGAUUCCCGAAGUAAGAUCUAUCUUCGUCGCUUGUAUCAGAUGUAUUCAACCUCUCUUGCAAACAUGGAAUUCUCCAGAAGACUGAUGGAGAGAGACGGCCGCUUUGCAGAUGAGCACGCUGAGCGCAGAGCUGGAGGUCUGCUGGAUUUCAUGGUCCCGAAUGAAGACACCGGGCAGGAAGAAGUCCAGCCCAGGGAAAUGGGGACAGAGGACCCACCACCCAUCGGGCGUCAGCCUGGAGCAUGGCCUGCCCUUCGCUUCCUGAAGUGCCAGAGCCUAGUGAGUGCACAGAGGGCACCCCACCGGAAAACAGGAGGUCGCCAGGUGGCCCUGUGUGGCAUGCGUCACCUGGCAGAGCACGUGAAGGGUGAACCUGCUCCUCCUGGGAUGGCCACAGCACCCCUGGCCCUGGAGCACAUGGUUCUGACUCACCGCGUGGUGGAGGCCAAGACAGGAAGUCGGUACUGGAUUAACUACGUGGUUGAAGAAUAAAGCUGCCCUAUCAGAACUAGAGGCAAAGAAGGAAGGAGAAAGAAAUGUUGAAAUUCCCCAAGAAGUAAGGAAAAGACAGCUUUCUCUUUCUUUAAUCCGCAGUUCAAGUAGGUAAGCAGGUACUCAACACGCAGCUUCAAGCCUGUUCCUCACCGUGUGACGACUCCACGGGGAAGCCCAGGUGACCAAGAAUCCCUAGAAGCAGGCCCCGGUAGGAUCAGACUCACAGUGAAACCAGGUCCUAGAGACGGUCAGCACCGGUACACAAUCAGCCUGUGUUUUCUGUGCCUGACCAGAGUGUUAUGGCCGAACAAACCUCAAUAUGAAUUUUUAAACUGUGAGAGAAAAUAUUUGAAAAGGAGUGAAAUAGAGAUUGUGAAGUGGAAAAAUAUAACAAGUGAAAAGAAUAUUCAGUGAGUGAGUUGAACAGUAGCUUGGGUGUACCUGAAGAUGAACCCCUGAACUAGCCAGGUCAGAAGAACGACCUCAUGCAGCACUGGAGACAGAGAUGGAACCUGAGAGGGCCCGGGACCCAGAGGACGGAGGAAGAAGUCCAGCACGUCUAAUCAGCUCCACUAGCAAUCAUGGAGAGGAGGGGGAAGAAGCAGGAUUCGAAGAGAGAAGAAUUUCCUCUGAUUUAGGAAACUCAAGAAUCAUGAACAAAGUGAGUCAAAAGAAUACCACCCAAUAUGAAGUGGAGAUCGUUGAAGGAUCCCCAGAAAAACAAGGGGAGAAUACCCAGAAAUGCAGACAGCUCCUCAAUAGGAGUAACAGGCAAAUUCUCUCAGAGUGAUUUUAGCAGGAAGGAAGAGAGGGCUGGGGAUGUGGCUCCGCGGCAGAGCUCGUGCCUCGCAUGAGUGAGGCCCGGGUUCCUGCCCCAGCCCUGCAGAAGAAGAGGAAGAAGAAAAGAAAUUAUAAAUAAGUAAUAGAAAUCCUAAAAAGUCCUACAAAUGUUAAAUAAAACCAACGAAUUAAAAAGCUUUCCACCAAUAACAUAAGGAAACUCUAGGCCCAUGUGGUUUCAGGGCAGAAUUCUACAAACCCCAUUGUUCAUGCAUAACUCUCUCAGAACGCGGGAGCCAGCAUGUGAAGGCAGGUGACCUCAAUUCCUGACCAGAGCAGGCGUGUGUCACCAGGAGGAAACACAGCCACCUCAGGCAGGAACACACCUGCUUGACUCUGGAAGAAAAUGAGAACUGAUGGGGCCUAGUGGUGCCGCUCGAUUCAGUAAGUUCUGCUUAUAAUAAAGUAACAGGAAAUCAUGACUCGGAGGGAAAUCCUUCAAUCUGAAGGUACACACACACACACACACACACACACACACACACACACACACACUCACACACGUAAAAAUAUACUUCACAUCUUUCCCAUUUUUAUUCCAUAUAGUAUGGGAAGUCUGACUCAUAUCAUAGGAAAGAAAAAGAUUUAAAAGCUGUAAAGUUUAUAAAACAAGAUAUAAACUUGUCUUUUAAAUAGAAAAAUUCCAACAAAUCUACAGAUUGAUUAUUGUUUGAUUUGGAAGAUUGCUAGAAAAAGGUGAAGAUACAAAAAUUGACGAGAUUUCUAUAUACCAGCAAAAAUUCAACAGAGAAAUGUCAUUUACAAUGGUAUCAAAAAUAGCAAACAUCUAGGGAUGAUUUUAAUGAAAUCGUGCACUAUGAAAACCAUGUGCUAUUUUUGGAGAAUAUUUUUUAAACUAACUAAAUAAAUGGAUACACCUGUUUUGUGGA